AUGUCUUCAAACAUUACCCUGUACAGCUGGCCCACGCCGAAUGGUAUCAAAGCCUCCAUCACCCUCGAGGAGCUUGGUCUGCCUUAUAAAGCUGAAGGCCUUGACAUCUCCUCCAGCUCGAAUCCCCAAAAGGAAGAAUGGUUCCUGAAGAUCAAUCCCAAUGGCCGCAUCCCCGCGUUACUUGAUGGCUCGCAACGCGUUUUCGAGAGCGGAGCAAUCAUGACGUAUCUAGUCGACAAGUACGACACCGACCGCAAGAUCAGUUACGCCCCUGGCACCCCUGAGCAUGCCGAGCAAACCUCCUGGUUAAUGUUCCAGAUGGCUGGACUCGGGCCCAUUCAAGGACAAGCGAACCAUUUCCGUCUCUUCGCCGACACGCGCUCCGAUUACGCUAUUAAACGGUUUAUCAACGAGACAAGGCGUCUCUACUCAGUCCUCGAGUCGCGGUUGAAGGAAACCCCUUACCUCGCGGGUGAGAAGUAUACUAUUGCCGACAUUGCGAGUUUCUCUUGGGUUCGCGGUUCUCCUAUUUCCUUGGAGAUUGAUCUGUCUGAGUUCCCCGUUCUGAAAAAGUGGGUCGAGGAUAUUGAUAAGCGUCCUGCUGUUCAAAGGGGGUUGGAUGUUCCUCAUUCGACUUGGACUCCUGAGCAGAAGGCUGAAUUUUUCCGGAAUUGCCGGGCCAAGAUUGAUGCCAUGACUACUUCCGAUCAGCAUUGA
This is a messenger RNA of Penicillium egyptiacum, 717 nucleotides long. Lineage: Eukaryota; Fungi; Ascomycota; Eurotiomycetes; Eurotiales; Aspergillaceae. The record is from the annotation of a GenBank genome assembly.